CUAAUUUUUCUAUUAAUUUUACGAAUUAAUUCUUUAUCUCAUGGCUUUUUUAUUACACAAAAUAUUGAAAAUAAAUCGUUAUCGCGAGAGAAUUCGAUCGAUGACAAUGGCGAAUGUUUCGAAUAUAAAUAAAAUAUAUAUUUAUAAUUUUCCAUUAGUUCUAUUCGAUAACGAUAUAAUGUGUUUUGAAGAUACUCGUUUAUCAUCGUGCAUAUAACAACGUGCUGAUGGAUAAAAAUGACCUGACGAAUCUGUCAGCUUCUCUGAAUUCCUUUCCAUUCCUUUCCUUUCCUUUUCUCUCCACUACCGCUUAUUCUCUUCCUACUUCUCCUCCUUCUCCUCCUCCUCAUCCUCCUCCUCCUCUUUCUCCUCUUCUUCUUGCUAUCCUCCCCCACUCUUCACAGUUGGUCCAGUGUUUCAUUAUACCGUAUGAAGUACACAUAGCAACCGACAGUUCGUGCGACGAGUUGGUACCGGUAACGGUGUUUGGAAAAGAUUGCGUCUUCUAACUGCGAAAGAAGAAGAGAUAAGAGAAGAGAUGUCUCCCAGUCAAUAUUAUCACGUGCAGUGCACGCCAACCGUCUACCCGGCUGAUCCUUUUAAUUCCGAGGAAGAUGCGACUCUUUUACGAACGGCAAUGAAGGGCUUUGGUACUGACGAACAAGCCAUUAUCGAUGUACUUGCCCAUCGUGGAAUCGUUCAGCGUCUUGAAAUCGCUGAAAAAUUUAAAACGAUGUACGGGAAAGAUCUUAUCUCUGAAUUGAAGUCCGAGCUUGGCGGUAAUUUUGAAAAAGCUAUUAUCGCCUUGAUGACACCACUUCCAGAAUUUUAUGCAAGAGAAUUGCACGAUGCAAUUUCUGGAAUGGGCACGGACGAAGGUGCUCUCAUCGAAGUACUAGCAUCUUUAAGCAAUUAUGGGGUUAAAACUAUAGCUGCCGUUUAUAAAGAGCUGUACGAUACUGAUUUGGAGGAUGAUCUCAAAAGCGAUACUUCCGGUCAUUUCAAGAGACUCCUUGUUUCGUUGUCAUGUGCAAACAGAGAUGAAAGUUCGGAAGUCGACGUUGCGGCCGCUACGGAGGAUGCUGAAAAACUUUUAGCCGCUGGUGAAGAACAAUGGGGAACGGAUGAGAGUACGUUUAAUUCUGUAUUGAUCACGAGAAGUUUCCCACAAUUAAGACAAAUUUUCAAAGAAUAUGAACGCCUGGCUGGUCAUUCAUUGGAAGAAGCUAUCAAACAAGAAUUUUCAGGCUCUCUCGAAGAUGGUUAUCUAGCAGUUGUAAAAUGCGCCAGAGACAAAACCGCAUACUUCGCAGAAAGACUAUACAAAGCUAUGAACGGAAUUGGUACUACUGAUUCAACGUUAAUACGAAUAAUAGUAGCACGAUCGGAAAUUGAUUUGGGUGACAUCAAGGAGGAUUAUCAGAAAAUUUAUGGAACAUCGCUUGCAGGUGACAUCGAUGAUGACACUUCCGGUGACUACAAGAGACUCUUGCUUGCCCUACUCGGAUGAAAACGUUUUGAUCGUUCAACAUCUCCUUUUUGCUUUUAAAUCGUAUUUUAAUACCAUGGAUGAUACGUAAUGAUUAUCUCUUCUAAAUUUUAAGUUAAUUAGUUUCUUCUCAAUAUGAUUCUCAUGAUUGAGGGUGAAUAAGAUUUGAUUAUGUAUGUGUGUGCGUGUUCCAAUAUUUUUUUUUUUUUGAUUCGUUUCGUUUUUUUUUCUUUUUCUUUUUUUCCUCCCCUUCUUCUUUGUCCCUCGAAUAAAGUGCAGAAAAUCGCAUUUAUAGAUCAUGCUAGUCUGCACUUUAAAAUUACAUUGUAUACGAAACUUUCAAGAGAAAGGAUUAAUCGAAACCUUUUUACAAAACAAAGGCUGUGAGCUACUAUAAAAAAAGAAAAAAAAAAAAAAAAAAAAAGAAGAAAAUAAUAUUUUGUAUUUUCAAUUUGCAUUACUUUAUGAAGAUAUCGAUUAGCAUUUAGUCAUUACGUUAUCCGACUUUCUAUCACAGGGGCUUCGAUAAAUAAAAAUAUAUGGUAGUAACACGAGGAUUAAUACAUCUAAUUAACAUUAAUACAUGUGUGUAAAUUAACAAAAUAUACUAAUUGUAAUUUAUUUUUGGAACAUGCAUGCGUAUGAAUGACAUUCGGCGUGGUGUGUAUGUGUAUAUAUAUAUAUAUAUAUAUAUAUAUAAACACACACACACAAAUAUAUGUAUAUGAAAAAAGAAAGAUUUGUAUAAAUUUUCACACACGAUUGCUUUCAUAUUAACGCAAAACUUUAAUUUUUCCCAAAAAUCUUUGUUUCCAUUUACAGAACGACUGCAGCGAUGACUUUAAAAGGCUUCUGAUCGCACUUUUGAAUUAAUGAAAGAUCACGGUGACUUUCUUCUUAUCUGAGAGCAAUUCAAUCAUGCAUCCUUAAUAUUAAGUAUUAAUCAUUCGCGUGUCUCACAAAUGUAAUAUCUAUAUUUGUUUUUAAUAAACAUGCACGUGUGCGAAUAA
Molecule: messenger RNA, 2499 nt
Organism: Vespa crabro (European hornet)
Lineage: Eukaryota; Metazoa; Arthropoda; Insecta; Hymenoptera; Vespidae
Product: annexin B9-like
Exons: 8
Coding region: 539-1510 (323 amino acids)
Cellular component (GO): cytoplasm
Molecular function (GO): calcium-dependent phospholipid binding; calcium ion binding
Source: RefSeq, a predicted model, not a curated record